Molecule: messenger RNA, 560 nt
Organism: Micropterus dolomieu (smallmouth bass)
Lineage: Eukaryota; Metazoa; Chordata; Actinopteri; Centrarchiformes; Centrarchidae
Product: achaete-scute homolog 5-like
Exons: 1
Coding region: 6-482 (158 amino acids)
Biological process (GO): developmental process; regulation of transcription by RNA polymerase II
Molecular function (GO): RNA polymerase II transcription regulatory region sequence-specific DNA binding; DNA-binding transcription factor activity, RNA polymerase II-specific; protein dimerization activity
Source: RefSeq, a predicted model, not a curated record
GUCACAUGAUGAGCUCCCCUUUCCCUCCAUCGUCUUACCUGAGCUUCAGUCUGUCUCACCGCGAGGACCGCAGUGUCUCUCAGCCCCCUCUGUCCAGCUCCGUCCCCUUCCUCCUCUACCCCUCCAGCAUGGACCACUACAAGGACACUCUGAGGGGCCCCGGUCCCGGGCUCCUGCCCUACCUGGCCCCCUUCCACCACCACGGACACUUCAGCGUCUACGAGUGUCCCUUCGAGCCGGCGUUCAUCCAGAAACGUAACGAGCGGGAGCGUCAGAGGGUGAGGUGCGUGAACCAGGGCUACGCCAAACUGAGGGACCACCUGCCGGGUCAGAGCCCCGACAAGCGGCUCAGCAAGGUGGAGACGCUGAGAGCCGCCAUCAGGUACAUCAAGUACCUGCAGGGCCUGGUGGAGCCGGACUCUCCCGACACCUCGUCUCCUGGACCGGACUGUGGAGGAGAGUCUGAGGGGGUCACGUGUUAAGCUGCAGACGCUUCUUCUCUUCUGCUUUUCAAACACAGACUCAUGUUAUUAUUAGUGCUGUAGAGAGAGAGGUCAGUG